AUGAAAAUUUACAAUUUAAUUCUUUUAAAUUUUUGUUUUCUUCAUCUUUUUCAAUUAUUAUUAGGAAUGUAUCCAGGAGAAGGUUCUGGAUCAACACAACAUUCUGUGGAACCUAAUGAUUUUAAUGAAUUGGACGAUAAAAUUCGUCCUUUGCUGGAAAAAGUUGGCGAUUUACCACCUAUUGGGGGAUCGCAACAAUUUAACAAUGCUAGAGAACAAUAUGAAAAUUUGUUUGGUGAACUUAGUGAUUUAUUAAAUGAAUCCAUUCAAAUUAAUGAACUAACAAUAAAUUAUUUAAAUGCUAGAAUUGAAACUCGGGUACUUGUAUUAUUUUUCUUAUUUAAGAUCUUACUUGCCUACAUACUUAUAUAA
Messenger RNA from Meloidogyne enterolobii, 372 nucleotides. The record is from the annotation of a GenBank genome assembly. Lineage: Eukaryota; Metazoa; Nematoda; Chromadorea; Rhabditida; Meloidogynidae.